Messenger RNA from Parus major (Great Tit), 3615 nucleotides. It is a transcript of the gene KIF23, whose product is annotated as kinesin family member 23. Gene Ontology annotation, biological process: microtubule-based movement. The transcript has 24 exons. NCBI's taxonomy places the organism in Eukaryota, Metazoa, Chordata, Aves, Passeriformes, Paridae. Gene Ontology annotation, molecular function: ATP binding; microtubule motor activity; ATP hydrolysis activity. The coding region runs from base 100 to 2988 and encodes 962 amino acids. The record is from RefSeq and is a predicted model, not a curated record. Gene Ontology annotation, cellular component: nucleus; kinesin complex; microtubule.
GGAUUUGAAUCGCGGCUGGCGCGCGGCGGCCGCUCGGUGCCGGCUCCGGAGCGCGACCCUCCCGGGCCCUGUCGCGACAGAACCGGCGGCACCCGCGACAUGAAGGCGGCGGCCAGGACGCCGAGGAGGCCGAGGAAGGGCACGAACCCCGCGCUGAGGGACCCGGUGGGGGUGUACUGCCGUGUGCGGCCGCUGAGCCGUGCGGAUCAUGAGUGCUGCAUCGAGGUUGUCAGCGACACCACGGUGCAGCUGCACCCGCCCGACGCCUUCCGCGUCUGCCGCAACGGCGAGUACCGUGAGACCCAGUAUUCCUUCAAGGAAGUUUUUGGGACGCUGGUGGAGCAGAAGGAGCUCUUUGACGUGGUGGCCAAACCGCUGGUGGAGGAUUUGAUCCGUGGAAAGAAUGGUCUCCUGUUCACCUACGGAGUGACGGGCAGCGGGAAGACGCACACCAUGACGGGAUCUCCCGGGGACGGGGGGCUCCUGCCCCGCUGCCUGGCCAUGAUCUUCAACAGCAUCGGCCCCUUCCAGGCCAAGAGAUUCGUUUUCAAGCUGGAUGACAAGAACGGGGUGGAUGUGCAGAGCGAGGUGGAGGCUCUGCUGGAACGCCAGAGGAGAGAGGCUCUGCCCAUCCCAAAAACUCCGGCUGGGAAGAAACAGCUGGAUCCUGACUUUGCUGACAUGAUCGACGCCCACGACGGCUGCCGGGCGGAGGAGGUGGACGAGGACAACGUCUACGCCGUCUUCGUCUCCUACGUCGAGAUCUACAACAACUACAUCUACGACCUGCUGGAGGAGGCUCCCUUCGACUCCAUCAAACCCAAGUGGAACAGUUGCAACACCCCUGUGAGAAAUGGAGACUUUGUACCUCCCCAGUCCAAAAUCCUCCGGGAAGACCAGAACCACAACAUGUACGUGACGGGCUGCACCGAAGUGGAGGUCAAAUCCACGGAGGAAGCUUUCGAAGUCUUUUGGAGAGGGCAGAAGAAGCGGCGCAUCGCCAACACGCAGCUGAACCGGGAAUCCAGCCGCUCCCACUCCGUCUUCAUCAUCAAACUGGCGCAGGCUCCUCUGGAUGCGGACGGGGACAACGUGCUCCAGGAAAAGGAGCAGAUCACGCUGAGCCAGCUGUCCCUGGUGGAUCUGGCGGGAAGUGAGAGAACCACCAGGACCAAAGCCGAGGGGAGCCGGCUGCGGGAGGCAGGGAAUAUCAACCAGUCACUGAUGACGCUGAGGACGUGCAUCGAGGUUCUGCGGGAGAACCAAUUGUACGGAACGAACAAGAUGGUUCCAUACAGAGAUUCCAAACUGACUCAUCUCUUCAAGAACUAUUUCGACGGAGAAGGGAAAGUCCGGAUGAUCGUGUGUGUGAAUCCCAAGGCUGAGGACUACGAGGAAAGCCUGCAAGUGAUGCGCUUUGCCGAGAUGACGCAGGAGGUGGAGGUGGCCCGGCCCGUGGACCGGCCCCUGUGCGGGCUGACGCCGGGGCGGCGCCUGCGCAACCAGGCCUUCCGCGAGGAGCUCUCCCGAAAGCUGCAGCUCCGGGGCGGCCCCGUGGCGGCAGGACCAGAGGAGCAAUCUGCUGCCGAGCUCUUUUUCCAGAGCUUCCCUCCCCUGCCUUCCUGCGAGCUCCUGGACAUCAACGACGACCAAACGCUCCCAAAACUGAUCGAGACCCUGGAGCAGCGCCACAAAAUGAGGCAGAUGCUGGCAGAGGAAUUCGCCAAAAACGUUCUUGCCUUCAAAACGAUGCUGCAAGAGUUUGACUCCAGUGUGGCAUCCAAGGAAAAUUAUAUCCAGGGAAAACUGGCUGAGAAGGAGAAAACCAUCACGGGGCAGAGGACGGAGAUGGAGAGGCUGGAGAAGAAGAUUAAAACCUUGGAGUACAAGAUGGAGAUCUUGGAGAAGACGGCCACGAUUUACGAGGAGGACAAGAGGAACCUGCAGCAGGAGCUGGAGAGCAAGAGCCAGAAGCUGCAGCGGCAGGCGUCGGAUAAGAGGAGGCUGGAGGCCAGGCUGCAGGGAAUGGUGGCUGAGACCUCCCUCAAGUGGGAGAAGGAAUGUGAGCGGCGGGUGGCAGCCAAGCAGCUGGAGAUGCAGAACAAGCUGUGGGUGAAGGACGAGAAGCUGAAGCAGCUGAAGGCCAUCGUCACCGAGCCCAGAGCUGAGCGGCCAGAGAGGCCUUCCCGGGAAAGGGAGCGGGAAAAGCCUCUCCCGAGAUCCGUGUCUCCGUCCCCCGCGCCCAGCCGUGGUGACCCCGCGGAGCCGGGGGCCAGCCAGGAGGCCCCGCGGGUGCCCCGGCGCUCCAACUCCUGCAGCAGCAUCUCGGUGGCCUCCUGCGUGCUGGAGUGGGAGCAGCGCGGCCCUUCCCGCCAGCCGGCCGCCACUCCCAAAUCCGGGAAUAUGGCAGGAGCGGAGCCGGGCUCGGCCCGCAGGAGAGGGAUGUGCUGGAGCCGAGUGCUGGAGCUGCCCAGGGACAGAGAGGAGCUAGAGCAGGAAGAGGAUUCGUGCUGCAGGGCUGUUCCGGUGACGCCGCUGCGGCCGCGGCGUUCCCGCAGUGCCGGCGAGCGCUGGGUGGAUCACCGGCCGGCCGGGCACGUGCCCACGGAGACGCUGCUGCAGCCGCGCGUGCCCAGGGCCAUCACGGUGGAGGCGCCGAGCGAGCGCGCCCUGGCCCGCUGCGACCGCUACCUGCUGACCCACCAGGAGCUGGCCUCCGACGGCGAGAUCCAGACCAAGCUCAUCAAGGGGGACGUGUUCAAGACCCGGGGCGGGGGCCAGGCCGUGCAGUUCACCGACAUCGAGACUCUCCGGCAGGAAUCUCCCACCGGGCGGAAGCGGCGCUCGUCCCCGCCCGACGCCGACCCCGCGGGCUCGGAAUGCACGGACGUGGAAACCAGGUGCUCCGUGGCCGUGGAGAUGAGGGCGGGAUCGGCGCUGGGCCCGGGAUUCCAGCACCAUGCCCAGCCCAAGCGCAGGAAACCCUGAGCUUUUCCUGCUGGAAUCCCGGAUUUUCCCGGCCUGAGGAAUUCUCCGCUGCUGCUGCUCCUCAGGAACCGCUUUGUGCUCAUUCCCAGAGGUUUCUCGGGAAGCCAGGAAACGCUUCCAUAGGCGAUCCCAAAGAAAUUCUGGAUGGAUCUGACCUUUUCCAUAGAUUUAGGGAAAUCCUAAAGGUCCCUCUGGAAUUCCAAACGGAGCUGGAUCCGUACAGAGCCACCGGGCUUGUCCCUGGGAGAUUUUUCCAGUUUUUUCCCAGUUUUUUUUGGUCCCAAAUCCAUCUUUUCCGGUCAUUCCCUCUCUUUUGGGAGACCUGAGCUGCAGUCCAGCACUUUAAGGGUGUUUUUGGCCAUUCCCGAUUUUACCAGAGCCAGGAAAAACCCGGGAAUACGGAUUUCUCCUGGCGAGAAGGAAGUUGGGAUACUGAAGGUGUCACUGAGCUGCCAGAACAUUCCAGAGUUCCCUGGAAAUCCCAGGAGCAGCGGGAACUCCCUUCCCGCCUGCUUUGGGAAUUCUGGGAUGUUUUCCAGUUGGGAAUGGGGGGAAAGGGGGAAUUCCUCACGGAUGGGGUGGGAAUCGGCUCUCUGUGUUCAAUAAAUCCUUUUAUUCCGAAGCCUC